Messenger RNA from Coregonus sp. 'balchen', 43426 nucleotides. NCBI's taxonomy places the organism in Eukaryota, Metazoa, Chordata, Actinopteri, Salmoniformes, Salmonidae. The record is from the annotation of a GenBank genome assembly.
AGGUGUUUGAAGAAGCAGAUAUCCUGUCUGACCUGUUGACACCAGAGCUGAACUACAAACUCUGCGUACAUGGCACCCUCAAGUUGACACCAUGGCCCAGAUAUCCAGUGGCAAUGGGUUCAAGCUGGACAUGGCCCAGCCCAAGGGGGUUGUGGGUAAGGAGGAGGCCCUUCGUAUGGAGGCGGAGGCCUUAGCAAAACUACAAAGGGAGAAGAGACAGACGCUCCCGGCGACCACCACCUCCUCCUCUUCCACCUCUUCUUCUUCUGCUUCCUCAAAAAAAAAACUUCCCGCCGCUGCCAGGCCUACUUCCUCCAGCAACCGACCGGAGAAGGACCUCAUUGUCUUCCCAGAGGCCAAGAAGCAUGCAGAGAAGGACAAGUUCCGGGACAUCGACGUCGACAAGCUGACCAACAAGGAGCUUGAGAAGCUCCUGCUGGACGACAGCUUUGGGGCCAACAGCAGCAAGGCCUCACGGCCCUCCUUGCUGCUGGGGUUCAACCUCAGCGCCUCCUACCCGGGGGGCCACGCCACCUGCAGCCCCUCACAUUUGCACAGCGGCCAGUGGAUGCCCUCCUUGCUCUCCACGCCCUCCAGUUCGUGCGUGUUCACGCCCACCCACCAGCAGGCUCCCAUGUUCCCUUCUGCUCCGUUCCCUAAGCCCGAAAACUUCUCCUUCUGCAACGGCUUUUCACCGGCCAUGCCGCCCUACAUGGGCCUGCAUGGCCCGCAGACCUCCUUCAUGGCCUUCACUCCCAUCCAGCAGCCUGGGGCCAUGGUGUUCCAGCAGCCCACCGUCACCCUGGAGAUGGCCAAGCUCUUCGACAAGAUCCACAGCACCUCAGAAUACUUGAAGAACGGCAGGUCGGCCAGCACAGACCUAGAUUCUGCGUCGACCAGCGCCGUGUCCCUGGCGCCCAACCCACCGCCACCUGCCGUGGAAUCCCCCACUGUCAGCCGCUUUGAGUGGCUGGACCUGGACCCACUCAACAAGCGCAAAGCCGAGGGCGAGGAGGGCUCCUCCCCGGCAUCACGCGGUACAUUAAUGGUGGUGGGAGGGGACCCCUGGGAUGCUGUGCUGUUCGACGAGACGGAGGGCGGGGCUGGCGGCAGCAGUCCACCUGUGGAGGUGAAGGGUCAACUCGCAGGUCGCUCUCAUCCCCGGAGGUCGUCGACGGGGGCAGCAGUCACUAGGAACCACACCCUGACCAUCCCGGCGUCCUCGUCCCAGCACAAGCCAAACAAUCAGGUACGUCUAGUAAUCUAACGGUAAAAAAAGAUCAUACAAACUCCCUCCAAAGGAAAUCUGUAUACAACCCCACCACAGCCUAAACAGGCAGUCAUAACACAGCCAAAACAACCAAGUUCUACCGUGGCUCAAAUAAAAAUGGAUUAAAUCGAGAUUUUGGGUCACUGGCCUACACACAAUACCCCAUAAUGUCAAAGUGGAACUAUGUUUUAACGAUUUUUUUUAACAAAUGAAUAAAAAUGAGAAGCUGAAAUGUCUUGAGUCAAUAAGUAUACAACCCCUUUGUUAUGGCAAGCCUAAAUAAGUUCAGGAGUCAAAAUUAGCUUAACAAGUCACAUAAUAAGUUGCAUGGACUCACUCUGUGUGCAAUAAUAGUGUGUAACAUGACUUUUUAAUGACUGCCUCAUCUCUGUACCCCACACAUACAAUUAUCUGUAAGGUCCCUUAGUCGAGCAGUGAAUUUCAAACACAGAUUCAACCACAAAGACCAGGGAGGUUUUCCAAUGCCUCGCAAAGAAGGGCACCUAUUGGUAGAUGGGUAAAAAUAAAAAAGCAGACAUUGAAUAUCCCUUUGUGCAUAGUGAAGUUAUGAAUUACACUUUGGAUGGGGUAUCAAUACACCCAGUCACUACAAAGAUAAAGGUGUCCUUCCUAACUAUUUUGCCGGAGAGGAAGGAAACCGCUCAGGGAUGUCACCAUGAGGCCAAUGGUGACUUUAAACACGCUCUUAUCCAGAGCGACUUACAGGAGCAAUUAGGGUUAAGUGCCUUGCUAAGGGCACACUUACGUCAUUUAGCAACGCCUAUCCAGACACUCACCAAAUGUCUUACACCCUAAGAGUGGUAACCACUUCACAAUUAAGGGGGCGAAACGAAACAGUUUAGGCUCAACUAAAAAUGCAUUAAUCGAGAUUUGUCACUCUAACACACCAUAUGUCAGUGGACAAUCUCACGAUUUUUUGUAACAAUGAUAAACUCGAAGUCCGGCUGUAAUGUCUUGAGUCAUGUUACCAACCCCUUUGUCCAUGGCAAGCCAAAACAGUUUCUGGGCAAAAGCGUUAACAUCAUGCUUCACAGUGAUGGGACCACCGUGGCCAAGAGUGGUAACAUGACUUAAUGACUCCUUUCUGGUACCCACAAUCAAGUACUGUAGCCCUUAGUCCAGUCGCUCAAUUUCACACAGAUCAACCCUAAGACGAGGAGUUUUCCAUGCUCGCAAAGAGAUGGGAUGCAUCAACAACAUUGUAGUUACUCCACAAUACUAACCUAAAUGACAGAGUGAAAAGAAGGAAGCCUGUAUAGAAUAAAAAAUAUUCCAAAACAUGCAUCCUGUUCGCAAUAAGUCACUAAAGUAAAACUGCAAAAAAAAAUAACUUCAUGUCCUGAAUACAAAGCGUUAUGUUUGGGGAAAACACAACACAUCACUGAGUACCGCCCUUCAUAUUUUCAAGCUUGGUGGUGGCUGCAUUAUGUUAUGGGUAUGCUUGUCAUCGGCAAGGACUAAGGAGUUUUUUAGGAUAAAAAUAAACGGAAUAGAGCUAAGCACAGGCAGAAUCCUAGAGGAAGACCUGGUUCAGUUUGCUUUCCAACAGACGCUGGGAGACAAAUUCACCUUUCAGAAGGACAAUAACCUAAAACACAAGGCCAAAUAUACACAGGAGUUGCUUACCAAGACAACAUUGAAUGUUCCUGAGUGGCCUAUUUACAGUUUGAACUUAAAUCUGCUUGAAAUUCUAUGGCAAGACUUGAAAAUGACUGUGAUCAACAACCAAAACAAUAAUGUGCAAAUAUUGUACAGUCCAGGCAUGCAAAGCCCUUGGAGACUUACCCAGAAAGACUCAGAGCUGUAAUCGCUGCCUAAGGUGAUACUAACAUGUAUUGAUUCAGGGGUGUGAAUACUUUGAUUUCUUUAUUUCAUGUUUUAUAAAUGUGCAAACAUUUCAAAAAAAUAUGUUUUCACUUUGUCAUUAUGGGAUAUUGUGUGUAGAUCGGUGAGAAAAAAAAUCGAUUUAAUCCAUUUUGAUUUCAGGCUGUAAUACAACAAAAUGUGGAAUAAGUCAAGGGGUAUGAAUACUUUCUGAAGGCACUGUAUGUAUGUGGACUGUUGAUCAAUGGGUGUUAAAAUUAGAGUGUGCUUAAGUGUUUAUAUAAGGUAGUUCCACGAAAUGAUUCACUUUCGGGUAGUGUAACUUGGUGAAACAGAGUACUGUUUUAUUUCACAAAAUGUUUACAUUCUGUCAUGACGAGCACAUGUUCAACUUAAUAAAAAACAUGUUUUCCUAUCGCAAGAGGUUAAAUAAAUAAAAAUGUCUAUAGUAAGUGCCAAAUAAAUUAAGUGACCAUAACAAGGUUGACAAUUUCAUCUUAAAUCAGCCAUAAAUCUCCUUGUGUCAGUGGGAAUGGAAGCUUGUGUUCAACAGGGACGGCAAUUAAAGGGCCAACUUCACCAAAACAUGUACAUUGUUAAACCAUUUCUAGCCUGUCUAUUUAUGGCUAAUAGGGUUUUGCUCAACCCACUCAGUUUUCCACCACGAAACACCAGCAAAUUGUGGAAAAGAGUAGAACCAGCUCACCUGCGUUUACAUUUUACAUUUUUGUCAUUUAGCAGACGCUCUUAUCCAGAGCGACUUACAGUUAGUGCAUACAUUUUUUUCAACCCCCCCCCCCCCCCCCCCCCCCCCCGUACAAUAUGAUUUGACUAUUAGAUGUUCAAUGUUUCUGAAAAAAAUAUAUGUUUUUACCAAAAAAAGAGUUAAACCAUAUUAAAACGAGAGUUCCAUUUACGUGACAGGGUUUCCGUUAAAAUGUCUUAUGAAAGCAACAAAAUAACGAGGGCUUUACAAUGAUGGUGAAAACUUGCAUACAUCUUGGGGUUAAGUUGGUAAAAAUGUUCAGAUAUGUCCCAGGGAGUGCACAGAAGGAUGUGUCAAAAUGCUGAAUCUUAGCACUUUAUCAAGUCUUUUUAUUAAUAUUAAACAUCUGAUUUAUUGAAUUUUCCAUGUGGUCUAUAUUAAAGGACACUUCAUUUAAUAUAACAGGCUAUUAAAAUCCAAUAUUGGUGCACCAUUUCUACUUAAGAUAUCAAAGGGACGCAAAGGGGACUCGUUUGUGGAACUACCCAGGCCACCUCAGCACGCACCUUCUCUUCUUCCUCCAUUUCAACAGCUUUUCACACCUCUGCGCGGCUCUGCAAAAACAUCUGUCUCAUUAGGUAUAAUUAUCAUGCAAUUAAGACCAAAUUAUAACCAUGUGUCUUCUGCUGCGUUCUGUUCUCUUUCAUACGCUCUGUGUGGUGGUGGAUAGAUAGGCCUACAGAGUGACGGCUCUGUGUGGUGGUGGAUAGAUAGGCCUACAGAGUGACGGCUCUGUGUGGUGGUGGAUAGAUAGGCCUACAGAGUGACGGCUCUGUGUGGUGGUGGAUAGAUAGGCCUACAGAGUGACGGCUCUGUGUGGUGGUGGAUAGAUAGGCCUACAGAGUGACGGCUCUGUGUGGUGGUGGAUAGAUAGGCCUACAGAGUGACGGCUCUGUGUGGUGGUGGAUAGAUAGGCCUACAGAGUGACGGCUCUGUGUGGUGGUGGAUAGAUAGGCCUACAGAGUGACGGCUCUGUGUGGUGGUGGAUAGAUAGGCCUACAGAGUGACGGCUCUGUGUGGUGGUGGAUAGAUAGGCCUACAGAGUGACGGCUCUGUGUGGUGGUGGAUAGAUAGGCCUACAGAGUGACGGCUCUGUGUGGUGGUGGAUAGAUAGGCCUACAGAGUGACGGCUCUGUGUGGUGGUGGAUAGAUAGGCCUACAGAGUGACGGCUCUGUGUGGUGGUGGAUAGAUAGGCCUACAGAGUGACGGCUCUGUGUGGUGGUGGAUAGAUAGGCCCUACAGAGUGACGUAUGGCUACAAGUAAACUCAGUGACUCACAAGUCAAUUAUCUCUGUCUUCUCCACCCCUCACCUUUCACCCUGUUUAGUCACAACAAACAGGAAGUGCCUUGUGGGUAGAAAUUGUAGUUGAGAGCCAGACACCAACGGAAUCCUCUGAAUCAGCUGAUUAAGUCCUAGAUAACAACAACACAACAACAACAACAACCGCAACCUUUGUUGAAAAAUGAGAUUUCUAUAAUGUCACAGUGGAGGUUAGGAGAGAGGAAUCACUAACUUUCUGAUCGAAAGAGGAAGUCAAACUGUAUUUGGUUCACUGGUUCUCCUGACAUAGCUUAUGUUAGAAAGUGUAAACCAGGAAGAAUCAAAUCAAAAUCAAAUUGUAUUUUUUGUAUGCGCCGAAUGCAACAGGUGUAGACUUUACCAUAAAAUGUUACUUACGUGCCCUUUCCCAACAAUGCAGAGUUAAAAAGUAAGCAAAGAAAAUAGAAUAGUAAUACAAUAAAUAACAAUAAUGAGGCUAGAUACAAGGAGUACCAGUACCGAGUCAAUGUGCAGGGGUAUGAGGUAGUUGAGGUAAUAUGUACAUGUAGGUAAGGGUAAAAGUGACUAGGAAAUGAGUAUAGAUAAUAAACAGAGUAACAGCAGCGUACUGUAUGUGGAGUGUGUGAAGUUGUGUGUGUGUGUGUGUGAGCAUGUGGAAGUGUUUAAAACACACCUUUUUAGCUUUGCUUUUCCUUACGGUGUUUUUUUAGUCCUUCAGUUUUAUUGUUAUUAUUUAGUUUUUUAUCUUAUGUUUGUUGUGUAGUAAAGAAAUAUUUCAGUUUUAUUUUCAUUGUUUUUAUUUGUAUUUUCCUGUGAAGCGCGUUGCGUUGCAUUCCAUGUCUGAAAUGUGCUGUAAAAUAACGCUUGAUUUGAUUUGAACUAUACUAACGGGACGUUUUGUUAGUCCCCACAAGGUCAAAUGCUAUUUCUAAGGGGUUUAGGGUUAAGGUAGUAUUAGGGUUAGUUUUAGGGGUUAAGGUUAUGGGUUACCCCACAAUGUUACUUAAACAAGACUGUAUGUGUGUGGGGAGAGUCCAGUGAGUGUUCAUUGGGUCAGUGUAAGAGAGUCAGUGCAAAAAAGGGUCAAUGCAAUAGUCCGGGUAGCCAUUUGAUUAAGAAUAGUGGAAAGGUUGAGGAAAGUACAAUAGACUCAUGUCAAUGGAAGUCUACAGUAUUAGUAAGCCACUAAAAACCUGGGCCAGUGAAGUAGGUACCAUUCUUGGACUGUAUAUACAGGCAGCAAACCAGCACAAGCCUGGGACAAUGAAGUGGUGUACUCUACCAUUUUAAGACCGACCCAAGACAGAGAAGCUGUAAAGCAGUCCGGACCUGACUCAGAACAGUAGGGUGACUAGACCAAAGCCAACCAGAACGGAUGAAUGAUGUGGAUGGUGUGAGUCACAUGGGCCAUACCCAUCCCCUCAGGUUCCUUUCUCCCCCCCCCCCCCCCCCCCCCCCCCAUUAAAAGCUGCUCAGAGGAUGAAUUGGAGAAAACAAAGACAGGCCUGUCUAACUGUACAGCCUGGUGUCUGUCCUGCAGGCUGUGUGUGUGUGUGUGUGUGUGUGUGUGUGUGUGUGUGUGUGAUCAUCUCCGCCUCAUUGGAUUAUCUCUGCGUGUUUGUUUUCGAUGAAAGGAUCGUGUCUCAAAACACAAACACGGCUAAUGCCUCUCACUCUUUUCCUGCCAACUGGAGACCUGGCUAGCUGGGAUCUGUGUACAAGGUCCUCAGAGAGCGAGAGAUUGCCAUCUCUUGCCUGGUGCUGAGACACUGCGCCUACUGAGACACGCUGAUUUGCUGAGAUGCUAUGGGAUCAAGUCCUCAGAGAGAAGAUUGCAUCUCUGCGUGCAGCGCUACUAAAGCUGAUUUGUAAUGUCCAAAACAAAAUGUUAGUUUCUGUAAGAGUUCUCUGUAAAAUGGGUCGUGUUUAUUAGGCCACACAAACAGAAAACGUUUAAACCGCUUUGCAAUGGAAAACGAAAAUGAGCAUUUUCUUAUAGGACAAGUCCAGGUAGUCCCUCCAUAGUUCAGUCCGUUUUCUUCCAUUUGGUGCCUAAUGAACACAACCCUGAUGCCUUUGCUUGUGGAGUGGAGUUUUUAUAGGAACCCCCAAGCUGAACAAAGUAGCUCAUAAAAUAAUGCUACAUCUCCGUCAUUGUCUGUCUCUUUUGUUCUUGCCCCCGAAAAUGACAAACAUACAGAAGGCAGACUGAUAUGUUGCAAUAUAUCAUUAACAUUGUACUUCUCAGGUCAGCAAUUACAAAAAGACACAGUCAUAACAUCCAAUUAACGUAAACAUCUGUAAAGAUGGGACUUUUUCUGAAAAAAUAACUGACAUUACGUUUUUUUUUACAUGAAGUAUGUGUGUGUGUGUGUGUGUAGAUAACGUUUAGAUGGCUGUAUUUUGUAUAAACCUCAGCGUAGGAGGCACUGAAGUGUAGAAUGGUUCAAGAAGUGCAGUUACUUUGACAGUGGUAGCUAUGGUGUGCAGUAUGCACCGAAAAGCUGUGCUCUGUUGGGGAAAAAGAUGACUGAUCGCUUUUCAUCAGUGUACUAGAAAGUACACAUUUGUUUUAAUGUGUUUUUGUUUUCAAAUGUCUGCAACAAGUAACAACACACGGAACAACACACGAAAGGGACUCUGCAUACCAGGCAUUUUUGUAACCCUCCCCAAUUCCCUCAGAGCAGAAUCAAAGUCUUCCUCUGUGUGCAUUGUGAUGUCACUGAAUUCCAACGCCUGUGUGCUUUUCUGCUGAUUCACAGCAGACCAGGAAGAAGAGGCGGGAAUUUAACUUGUAAUUUCCUGUUGCACAGGAAACAUAUUCUUAGCCCCAGCUAGUUAGUCAAAUUAUGAGGCGUUCCUCCUGCCAGUUCCAGGAGGCUUUUUCACUGCAUCCAGGAAUUUCAGAACUCAAAUUUGCUCGAUAGGAUUCAUUGCUUUCAUAUAUCAAAAUGUCUCUUUGUUAUUUGAGCUGCCUGCAUACACCUCACUUACUUAGCAAAAUGCACAGGACUAAACGAAUGAAGCCUCCGUGAGUUUCUAUAAUGUGUAAAUGUACACUCACCGGACAGUUUAUUAGGUACACCCAUCUAGUACCGGGUUGGACCACCCCUCCAGAACAGCCUGAAUUCUACAAGUUGGAAACGUUCCACAGGGAUGUUGGUCCAUGCUGAUGCGAUGGUAUCAUGCAGUUGCUGCUGAUUGGAUGGCAGUACGCCACCGCCACCAGUCUGUACCGUUGACACCAGGCAGGAUGGGUCCAUGGACUCAUGAUGCUUAUGCCAAAUCGUGACUCUGCCGUUAGCAUGGCGCCCACAGGACUGCCGCUGACUGGAUGUUUUUUGUUUGUCGCACCAUUCUCGAUAAACCCUAGACCCAGGAGGGUGACCGUUUCUGAGAUACUGGAACCGGCGCAACAGGCACAGACUGCACUUGAAGAAACUUUCAAAGUUCUUGACAUUUUCCGUAUUGACUUACCUUCAUGUCUUAAAGUAAUGAUGGACUGUCUUUUCUCUUUGCUUAUUUGAGCUGUUCUUGCCAUAAUAUUUACUUUGGUCUUUUACGAAAUAGGGCUAUCUUCUGUAUACCUCCCUACCUUGUCACAACACAACUGAUUGGCUCAAACGCAUUAAGAAGGAAAUCAAUUCCACAAAUUAACUUUUAAGAAGUCACACCUGUUAAUUGAAAUGCAUUCCAGGUGACUACCUCAUGAAGCUGGUUGAGAGAAUGCCAAGAGUGUGCAAAGCUGUCAUCAAGGCAAAGGGUGGCUAUUUGAAGAAUCUCAAAUAUAAAAUAUAUUUUGAUUUGUUUAACACCUUUUUGGUUACUACAUGAUUCCAUAUGUGUUAUUUCAUAGUUUUGAUGUCUUCACUAUUAUUCUACAAUGUAGAAAAUAGUCAAAAUAAAGAAAAACCCUUGAAUGAGUAGAUGUUCUAAAACUUUUGACCGGUAGUGUAUAUACUUCCUCAACUGAGGUUGACCCAUGCACCUACUUUUUCUUGUUUUUGCUCACCAUUUUGUCCCCUAUGUUUUGUCUCAUUGUCUCGCAGCACGAUAACGGAAGUGGGAAAGCACUGACAAAGUACACCGCCCUGGAGGAAAAGGAAGCCCAGAACCUAGAAGUUAUAGCCUUCUGUGAAGACGUAGCAAUGUAAGCCAUUUGUGUGUGUGUGUGUGUGUCUGAGUACACAUUUGUACUGUGUGAGCGUACGCAAAGGAGUGUGCGUGCGCACAGUACUGUGAGUGUGUAUUGUAAUUGCAUGUUUGUGUGACAGGGUGUGCAGCCUCACUCCAGUACUCUGGGUGGAGUGAUGAUGUAGCUUUGCUCUGGAAAUCGCUCUCCGGCAAAAAAUCUUCACAAAUAUCGCCAAAGCAGAAGAGUUUUAGAAUAACUUUAGAUCCCAUAAGGAAGUACAGGGGGGGAAGUUAAGUAGGAGAAUUAAUCACAGGAACUUAGUCAAUCCGUUAUCUACUAGUUUAUGCAUGUAUAAUAGGCCAGCAAACUGCCAGAUUUGCAAACUAAGGUAAUAAAAAGUAGAGAAUCAAUUAUAUGAAGUUUAUGAACUGUAAAGGUGACGUACUGAAUUUCAAUUGGCUGAUUUUUGUUUUUUUAGACUGAGGUCAAAGUUCGCCCACGAUGACCUCCACACCAACCCGGGGUACGUGCUGAGCGCGGUGAUCCCCCAGAGGGACGGGGGAGGGGACAACGGCUGCAGCGUCAAGGUGUCCAUCGAGAUUUCUGAGUCCCAGGAGCCUGUCACCUUCACCUGCGACUGUAAGGACAUGUCACAACACCCUUACUAGGUUUGCUAAAUUCUGAAAUCUCGGUUGGAGAAUUCCAGAAUUCAGGAGCGAACACAUAGAGACAAUCCUCCAAAUGGGAUUUCUAGAUAACCGAGGGAUUUUGGGAAACUUUCUUAAAUGUUGCAACCCUAACCCAGACAGAGGUGCUUAGUGUCCCCAACCCUGGACCUUGGGUGUGCAAGCUGGGUGGUAAGACACCUUUAUAACCAUAAACGUAGGUUAUUACAACAUGCAAUGACAUCAAGGGGCCUCUUUAGAAUGGAGCUCUUCUAGGUCUAAUUAACCCAACUACAAAAAAAAAUCAAAAAAAUCUGAGGCAUUUCCCCUUUAAGACAGAGCGCUUCAGAUUACAGAUAAGAAUACUGGGCCAGAGGUCCAAAGGAGGAAACAGCAUUCAGGACAGCCAGUUUUUUGUUUUUGUGGAAAAACGCCACGUUCCCCCUCCCCACAAAUAAAAGGUUGUUCCACUGCCCUGGAGCAACUAUGUCGGCCAAAGGGCUUCUCUAGAUUAUGUUCACUCAUUUGCCCACUGGGCUUUUGGUUCGAUCUCUGGGGGUGUGUUGUCAUUGGCUGACCCCAGGUUCGUAGCUCCUCCCCUGGAUCCACCCUUCCAAUGCCAGUCACUGAUCUCUCUUGGCCCCCUGUGACCAAGUUCUCUAAUGGAGUCUGCCCUGAACUCCCUGGGUCCUGGCAGCGAAUCAACACCAGCCUUUUGUGUGAUAAUAUAUGAUGGCUGUGUCUGCAUUCCAUCUGUCCUAAAAAAAAAGUUGCGCCAAGCAAACUGGUAUCCCUUGCUCUUUCCUGUGUGUGUGCGGCCAGUCCCACUGACCCAGUCUCUCUGUAACCACACCAACUGGUCAUGUUGCCUCUUCUUUCUCCUGUACUGUACAGCCAGGCCUGAUUCGCUGUACAGGACAGAUUCCCCUGAUUGGCCACAAUGGAAAAGCCAAGGUUGUAUAUCGGCACACAGAAACAAUAGCCUUCAGUUCUCUCUCUUCUAGGAGGAGGGAGGUGUGCGGGGGGAAGGAGAGCAGGCUGAAAAGAAAAAAAGAAUCUUUCCCUCUUUCUCUUUCUUGUGUAAUCUGUUGCGUUCCUCCCUCCGUCGUCAGGCAGGCCCCUCUGUUCCACUUCCACCGGCGUUCCACCAGCUUCCUAAAUGUGGCGCGUGGAACAAUCUACCGGGGGAAGAAAACACAUUCCCAGAUGACUCUUUCCCCAACUGCUACUGUUACAGCUUCUCUGCUCGUCUCUGACACUCUUACUGUAUUUAACAGCCAGUCAGAGCUGAGCUGGCUUCUGUUACUGUAUUUAACAGCCAGUCAGAGCUGAGCUGGCUUCUGUUACUGUAUUUAACAGCCAGUCAGAGCUGAGCUGGCUUCUGUUACUGUAUUUAACAGCCAGUCAGAGCUGAGCGUGGGCUUCUGUUACGUAUUUAUACAGCCGUCAAGCUGAGCUGGCUUCUGUUCACUGUAUUUUAAAAACCUACGCAGUCAGAUCUGAUCUGGGCUUCUGUUAUUGGUAUUUAAAUCAGCAGCCAGUCAGAGCUGAGCUGGCUUCUGUUACUGUAUUUAACAAGCAGCCGUCAAGCUGAGCUGGCUUCUGUUACUGUAUUUAACAGCAGCCAGUCAGAGCUGAGCUGGCUUCUGUUACUGUAUUUAACAGCAGCCAGUCAGAGCUGAGCUGGCUUCUGUUACUGUAUUUAACAGCAGCCAGUCAGAGCUGAGCUGGCUUCUGUUACUGUAUUUAACAGCAGCCAGUCAGAGCUGAGCUGGCUUCUGUUACUGUAUUUAACAGCAGCCAGUCAGAGCUGAGCUGGCUUCUGUUACUGUAUUUAACAGCCAGUCAGAGCUGAGCUGGCUUCUGUUACUGUAUUUAACAGCCAGUCAGAGCUGAGCUUGGCUUCUGUUACUGUAUUUAAACAGCCAGUCAGAGCUGAGCUGGCUUCUGUUACUGUAUUUAACAGCCAGUCAGAGCUGAGCUGGCUGCUGUUACUGUAUUUAACAGCAGCCAGUCAGAGCUGGAUUCUUUUCCUGGGGAGAAAAUGAACGAUUAGUUCUUUCUUAGGCUAGAAUCUUAAAUUGCAAGAUUUAGGUUAGAUAUUCCUUGCAUACCUUGGCGUGGGGAGAGAGGAAACCCGGGGAACUGGCAGAGGUGGAUGUCUGGUGGCUUUGAGAUGACUCCUCGUUUUUAACUGUCUGCUGCAAUUCUCUGAUCUGAAAUGCCCCGCUCUCUCUGUCUUUUGAUCUCUCUUGCCAUCAUACUCUCUCUCUCACUGUCUUGCUUUCAAUUAUGUUCUCUCUCUUGCUAUGUUGCUCUCUUUUUUCUCUUUAAGUGCCUUUUGAAAUCUGAUGAAGAAGUAGACCGUAAAAAGCAGAAAUGGAGUUGUUUACGUUCCCUGUAUUGAUGAUGAGAAAUGCAGUUGUUCCUGUCCCCGUUGGUGCUGAGGUAAUAAAUCUGGGUUCUGCUUUGCCCUGGCAGGAUCGCCCAGGACCUGGCCCCUUCCUGACGGCUAAUUGGAUGUGAGCCCUCUAUUGAUGUCACUCAUUGGCUGGGUAUUCAAGUGCUAGCUAGCAAGUUGCUAGCAUCCCGCUGUGUUUCGAGACUAGUAUUGUAAUCAUAGACACCAGUCCUUCUCCUGCUUUAGACCAGCCCCAGCCCCCAAACACCUACAUUGGUGUGCAUGUGUGACCGCGCAAGUUGCAAACAUUCCAGCACCAUGUGUGAGUUCGUAGCGACACGCAACAGAGGGCUUUUUUUCAACACACAACGUCCGGAAUGCCAGCCUGGUCCCAGACCUGUUUCUGCUGUCUUGCGUCCUCCCGUGAUCAUAGGAGUCAAGGCAGCACAAACAGAUCUGGGAACAGGCUGGCAUUCCGGAGGUUGUGUGUUGAAAAAAAGGUUGUUGACCAGUUAGCCUCCCAAGGAUCCCUAGAAACCCACUUCGCAGCACCCACCCACUACCAAGACGUGACCAAUCAUAACACUCUCUGUCAGAAUUCAAAAACACAGGCCUAAAUGCACCAAUAGGCCCUCUAGUAUUGGUUCCUUAAUACUAAGUCCAUUCCAUUCCUCUGUAGGGUGUGGGGUUGUUAUUGUUGGAGAGCCCGGGGUGGUCUGUGUGUGUGUGCUGGCAUCAAACAGAGGAGAAACCAAGAACCCCCCCUCUAGAAGUGGCAGAUAGAACAAUCUGUUUUGUGUCAGGUUACACAUGCAUACUCAGUCACACACACACAUUUCAUUCUCCGCCAAAUAUUUCCUAGGAGACAUGCUCAUGUACACAAACAUGAGGCUUUUCCAAUAACACAGUAUCGUAAUGCAUCCUGAGAUCAUUCACUGGAUUAGUUUUAAUUCGAUUAAGAUAGGGGAGAUCAAAUUAGCCUGGUCUCAGAUCUGUUUGUCUAUCUUGCCAACUCCUAUACACUCAUUGUCACACCAGUGACGGCACAUACAGAUCUCGGACCAGGUUAACUAUGAAUAUAGUUUGACUUGAACCACCCACACUGUAAUCCGUCCGAGAGGACUUUCACGAUAUUGUUUUAUAAAACCGCUCUCUGGUCAAAUUAUUGACUCCUCUUUUUCCAUGAGUGAUCGUUUCUGACAAUUCCAUUGAAAUCAUCACUUAUUGGGUGGAUCAGAAGAUCUUGAUUCCUCGUUUAGUGAAACUCUGGCUGCUUCCCUCCUACCUGUGGCUAGAGGUGGACAAACAGCACCUUGCUUUAUGCUUUAUUAGUGUGGGGGUGUCCUUGUGUUCACCUGUCCAAUCAUGUCUAAUCAGUGAUUACUUCAAGGAAGGGAUUUUAAGGAAUUUGAACAGGGGACUUUGUAUGCCAUUGUGCUUGCUUUAACCCCCCCCCCCCCUCUCUCUCUCUCUCUCUCUCUCUCUCUCUCCCUCCCUCUCUUCCCCCCCUUCCUCCUCCUUCCUUAGUGAGUUCUCCUGUAGAGCUCCUCAUCAUGCAAGCUCUGUGUUGGGUCCACGACGACCUCAACCAGGUGGACAUUGGCAGCUACGUCCUUAAGGUCUGCGGCCAAGAGGAGGUGCUGCAAAAGUGAGUUGUGCGCGAAGUCUCACACACACGCAAAUGUAAAACCCUGGCCUCCACAUUUCCCACAAUCCUACACACACAAAAACACACACACUGGCACCCCCCCCCCCCAACACCUGCCUCUAAGCUUCUUCUCACCCUGGCAGAGAGGGAGAGGAGAAGAGGAGCGAGAUAAAAACCCAAAAAAGAAUAUCACUGCCAACAUUCCUCAAGCAGGGAGCUAUUUUUCUUUAAUUGUGUUAGAAUUUUUUUUCCUUUUGGCCAUUUUGCCGGUUCUGUUGCAAAAGCAACAGUCGUGAGGGCAGGGGAUGCUUUUACUAAUUAAGAACAGAGGGAUUGAGCAAAAGCAGGUUUUCUUUUAAAGACUUCUUCGGCAUGAAUUCUUUUAAGUGCACAGGUUGACCCAUAACCCGCAGUCCCACCGCGGGUCGGGUGGGUUUAGGGUCAUGAAAUAUUGUGUGGAUGAAGGGCGGGUGGGUGACGGGCGGGUGGAAUAAAGAGAAAAGUAUGUAUUAUAAAUGUGUAAUUAUUUUGCAAUUCGUAUCUAGGCUACAUUGAGGUUUUUAUUUCAUUAUUUUUAUCUAGCGUUAGUGCGUAAGCCUAAGCUUUAGGGCCUAACUGUACGCGCGCCAAAUACACGCCAAGUGCUUUUGGGAACUUAAGCAGAAAAUGUUGACUUCGAUCCACUGAGGAAAAAAGGACAAUGUUGGGAGUUUAAUUCAAUAAGAAAAAACUGUGGAAUGGAGAGUUGAAAAUAAAGAGAAGGGAGGUCCAGAACAGUCUAAUGUUUGGGAAAGAUGUUAUGUGUGGUGAUUGUGAGGUGCUAUACAAAUUCGACAUUCACAAGACGGGGACUUCAAAUAUGGCACGUCAAGGGAACUGUACUGUUCAGACGGGUUAAAUGGAAUAGUAACUGAAAUCUGGACACUGACUAUAGGUCUAUAACCUCUCACAUAGCCUAAUUAUAUUAACUCUUUCAGCAUUAAGCAGUUUUUUUCAGUAAAAUGAUACACCAAAUGUAAAUUUUCACGUGGAGAAAUAUGAUUUAUUUGUUUCAGCAUCUUGAGAGAAUGAAUGCGUGGUUAGGGACCAUUUGUAAAGGUGCUAUCUUUAUCAGCAUCAUAAAAGCUGAUUUUAGUAUUUCAACCACAAAUAUGCAUCCAAGACGAACUGAAAUCUCAUCAGAAACAUGUUGGGUCAUUUUCACAGCUUUUAAUUCCCUUAAAACCGGUCAAACUGAUGUCGUUUGGAUGGAAAAUCUUUUCAAUUUCUUUGUUUUUUGUUAUUGCAUUUUCUCCACGGUCCUUCAACAUCUUUGCUGCAAGAGAGAAGAGAUGAAAAAGAACGUUUCCAAUGUCAACUAGGUUAAAGCAUUCAUUCUAUUGGUAUACAGUGGGGAAAAAAAGUAUUUAGUCAGCCACCAAUUGUGCAAGUUCUCCCACUUAAAAAGAUGAGAGAGGCCUGUAAUUUUCAUCAUAGGUACACGUCAACUAUGACAGACAAAUUGAGCGGAAAAAAUCCAGAAAAUCACAUUGUAGGAUUUUUAAUGAAUUUAUUUGCAAAUUAUGGUGGAAAAUAAGUAUUUGGUCACCUACAAACAAGCAAGAUUUCUGGCUCUCACAGACCUGUAACUUCUUCUUUAAGAGGCUCCUCUGUCCUCCACUCGUUACCUGUAUUAAUGGCACCUGUUUGAACUUGUUAUCAGUAUAAAAGACACCUGUCCACAACCUCAAACAGUCACACUCCAAACUCCACUAUGGCCAAGACCAAAGAGCUGUCAAAGGACACCAGAAACAAAAUUGUAGACCUGCACCAGGCUGGGAAGACUGAAUCUGCAAUAGGUAAGCAGCUUGGUUUGAAGAAAUCAACUGUGGGAGCAAUUAUUAGGAAAUGGAAGACAUACAAAACCACUGAUAAUCUCCCUCGAUCUGGGGCUCCACGCAAGAUCUCACCCCGUGGGGUCAAAAUGAUCAUAAGAACGGUGAGCAAACAUCCCAGAACCACACGGGGGGACCUAGUGAAUCACCUGCAGAGAGCUGGGACCAAAGUAACAAAGCCUACCAUCAGUAACACACUACGCCGCCAGGGACUCAAAUCCUGCAGUGCAAGACGUGUCCCCCUGCUUAAGCCAGUACAUGUCCAGGCCCGUCUGAAGUUUGCUAGAGUGCAUUUGGAUGAUCCAGAAGAGGAUUGGGAGAAUGUCAUAUGGUCAGAUCAAACCAAAAUAUAAUUUUUUGGUAAAAACUCAACUCGUCGUGUUUGGAGGACAAAGAAUGCUGAGUUGCAUCCAAAGAACACCAUACCUACUGUGAAGCAUGGGAGUGUAAACAUCAUGCUUUGGGGCUGUUUUUCUGCAAAGGGACCAGGACGACUGAUCCGUGUAAAGGAAAGAAUGAAUGGGGCCAUGUAUCGUGAGAUUUUGAGUGAAAACCUCCUUCCAUCAGCAAGGGCAUUGAAGAUGAAACGUGGCUGGGUCUUUCAGCAUGACAAUGAUCCCAAACACACCGCCCGGGCAACGAAGGAGUGGCUUCGUAAGAAGCAUUUCAAGGUCCUGGAGUGGCCUAGCCAGUCUCCAGAUCUCAACCCCAUAGAAAAUCUUUGGAGGGAGUUGAAAGUCCGUGUUGCCCAGCGACAGCCCCAAAACAUCACUGCUCUAGAGGAGAUCUGCAUGGAGGAAUGGGCCAAAAUACCAGCAACAGUGUGUGAAAACCUUGUGAAGACUUACAGAAAACGUUUGACCUGUGUCAUUGCCAACAAAGGGUAUAUAACAAAGUAUUGAGACACUUUUGUUAUUGACCAAAUACUUAUUUUCCACCAUAAUUUGCAAAUAAAUUCAUUAAAAAUCCUACAAUGUGAUUUUCUGGAUUUUUUUCCCUCAUUUUGUCUGUCAUAGUUGACGUGUACCUAUGAUGAAAAUUACAGGCCUCUCUCAUCUUUUUAAGUGGGAGAACUUGCACAAUUGGUGGCUGACUAAAUACUUUUUUUCCCCCACUGUAGCCACUCCUCUACAGUGGGUAAAAAAAGUAUUUAGUCAGCCACCAAUUGUGCAAGUUCUCCCACUUAAAAAGAUGAGAGAGGCCUGUAAUUUUCAUCAUAGGUACACGUCAACUAUGACAGACAAAUUGAGAAUUUUUUUUCCAGAAAAUCACUAGGAUUUUUUAAUGAAUUUAUUUGCAAAUUUAUGGUGGAAAAUAAGUAUUUGGUCACCUACAAACAAGCAAGACUUCUGGCUCUCACAGACCUGUAACUUCUUCAAGAGGCUCCUCUGUCCUCCACUCGUUACCUGUAUUAAUGGCACCUGUUUGAACUUGUUAUCAGUAUAAAAGACACCUGUCCACAACCUCAAACAGUCACACUCCAAACUCCACUAUGGCCAAGACCAAAGAGCUGUCAAAGGACACCAGAAACAAAAUUGUAGACCUGCACCAGGCUGGGAAGACUGAAUCUGCAAUAGGUAAGCAGCUUGGUUUGAAGAAAUCAACUGUGGGAGCAAUUAUUAGGAAAUGGAAGACAUACAAGACCACUGAUAAUCUCCCUCGAUCUGGGGCUCCACGCAAGAUCUCACCCCGUGGGGUCAAAAUGAUCACAAGAACGGUGAGCAAAAAUCCCAGAACCACACGGGGGGACCUAGUGAAUCACCUGCAGAGAGCUGGGACCAAAGUAACAAAGCCUACCAUCAGUAACACACUACGCCGCCAGGGACUCAAAUCCUGCAGUGCCAGACGUGUCCCCCUGCUUAAGCCAGUACAUGUCCAGGCCCGUCUGAAGAUUGCUAGAGUGCAUUUGGAUGAUCCAGAAGAGGAUUGGGAGAAUGUCAUAUGGUCAGAUGAAACCAAAAUAGAACGUUUUGGUAAAAACUCAACUCGUCGUGUUUGGAGGACAAAGAAUGCUGAGUUGCAUCCAAAGAACACCAUACCUACUGUGAAGCAUGGGGGUGGAAACAUCAUGCUUUGGGGCUGUUUUUCUGCAAAGGGACCAGGACGACUGAUCCGUGUAAAGGAAAGAAUGAAUGGGGCCAUGUAUCGUGAGAUUUUGAGUGAAAACCUCCUUCCAUCAGCAAGGGCAUUGAAGAUGAAACGUGGCUGGGUCUUUCAGCAUGACAAUGAUCCCAAACACACCGCCCGGGCAACGAAGGAGUGGCUUCGUAAGAAGCAUUUCAAGGUCCUGGAGUGGCCUAGCCAGUCUCCAGAUCUCAACCCCAUAGAAAAUCUUUGGAGGGAGUUGAAAGUCCGUGUUGCCCAGCGACAGCCCCAAAACAUCACUGCUCUAGAGGAGAUCUGCAUGGACGAAUGGGCCAAAAUACCAGCAACAGUGUGUGAAAACCUUGUGAAGACUUACAGAAAACGUUUGAUCUGUGUCAUUGCCAACAAAGGGUAUAUAACAAAGUAUUGAGUAACUUUUGUUAUUGACCAAAUACUUGUUUUCCACCAUAAUUUGCAAAUAAAAUCAUUAAAAAUCCUACAAUGUGAUUUAGUUGACGUGUACCUAUGAUGAAAAUUACAGGCCUCUCUCAUCUUUUUAAGUGGGAGAACUUGCACAAUUGGUGGCUGACUAAAUACUUUUUUUCCCCCACUGUAUGUCAUAUCUUUAAUCUGAGCCUAGAGGAAAGUCUUUGUCCUCAGGCCUGGAGGGAAGCCAAAGUAAUUCCGCUACCCAAGAAUGGUAAAGCGGCCUUUACUGGUUCUAACAUCAGACCUAUAAGCUUGCUGCCAGCUCUUAGCAAACUGUUGGAAAAAAUAGUGUUUGACCAAAUACAAUGCUAUUUCUCUGUAAACAAAUUAACAACAGACUUUCAGCAUGCUUAUAGGGAAGGGCACUCAACAUGUACUGCACUGAGACAAAUGACUGAUGAUUGGUUGAAAGAAAUUGAUAAUAAGAAGAUUGUGAGAGCUGUACUGUUAGAUUUCAGUGCAGCCUUUGAUAUUAUUGACCGUAACCUGUUGUUGAAAAAACGUAUGUGUUAUGGCUUUUCAACCUCAGCUCUGAAUCCACGAUAUGGCAAUCUAUCUAAUAGACGGGUUUUCUUUAAUGGAAGCUUCUCUAAUGUCAAACAUGUAAAGUGUGGUGUACCACAGGGCAGCUCUCUAGGCCCUCUACUCUUUUCUAUUUUUACCAAUGACCUGCCAAUGGCAUUAAACAAAGCAUGUGUGUCCAUGUAUGCUGAGGAUUCAACCAUAUACGCAUCAUCAACCACAGCUAAUGAAGUCACUGAAACCCUUAACAAAGAGUUGUUGUCUGUUCUGGAAUGGGUGGCCAGUAAUAAACUGUUCCUAAACAACCCUAAAACUAAGAGUAUUGUAUUUGGUACAAAUCAUUUCCUAAAUUCUAGACCUCAGCAGAAUCUGGUAAUGAAUGGUGUGGCUGUUGAACAAGUUGAGGAGACUAAAUUACUUGGCGUUACCUUAGUUUACAAUCAUGGUCAAAACAUAUAGAUUCACUGGUUGUAAAGAUGGGGAGAGGUCUAUCCGUAAUAAAGAGAUGCUCUGCUUUUUUGACACCGCACUCCAAAAAGCAAUUUCUGCAGGCUAUAGUUUUAUCUUAUCUUGAUUAUUGUCCCGUCAUAUGGUCAAGUGCUGCAAAGAAAGACCUAGUUAAGCUGCAGCUGGCCCAAAACAGAGCGGCACAUCUUACUCUUCAUUGUAAUCAGAGGGCUGAUAUAAAUACUAUGCAUGCCAGUCUCUUGGCUAAGAGUUGAGGAAAGACUGACUGCAUCACUUCUUAUUUUAAUAAGAAAAUCCCAAAUUGUUUGCAUAGUCAACUUACACACAGCUCUGACACACACACUUACCCCACCAGACAUGUCACCAGGGGUCUUUUCACAGUCCCCAAAUCCAGAACAAAUUCAAGAAAGCAUACAGUAUUAUAUAGAGCCAUUAUUGCAUGGAACUCCGUUCCAUCUCAUAUUGCUUGAAUAAACAGCAAACCUGGUUGCAAAAAACAGAUAAAGCAACAACACACGGCACAACUCCUCUCCCCUAUUUGACCUAGAUAGUUUGUGUGUAUGUAUUGAUAUGUAGGCUACGUGUGCCUUUAAUUUUUUUUUAUGUAGAUCUGUCCUUGAACUGUUCUUGUCUAUUAAUGUUCUGUAUUAUGUCAUGUUUCGUGUUUUGUGAGGACCCCAGGAAGAGUAGCUGCUGCUUUUGCAACAGCUAAUGGGGAUCCUAAUCAAAUACAGAAAAAUACCACAAAUACAUAUUUUCUAGUGAGCAACAGUUUAUUUAGUAUUCUAGGGUAACAAGUAAGACAGAAGAGAAGCUGCAUGUAUCUAAUUAUAGACAAGUUGACUAACAAAUAGCCUACCAAAGUGUCAAAUUAUUAGCAGAAAAAUAGGCAUAUCUAAAUUAGGCUUUAAAAAAAAUCCUACACCCCUGACCAAAAAUAGUUCCGGCAUCUCUGACUGUACAUCACAUGUUCUAUAUUAGCGGGUUAGGGUCGGGUGCGGGCCUCAGAUUUUCACUUUAUCACAUAUAGUCAGGCAGUUGCGGAUGGGUUAUUAAUGAUUGCGUGCGGGUGAACAAAUAGCUGACCCAUGUCGCAUGUGUGUGUCUGUCUUUCUGUGUGUGUGUGUGUGUGUGUGUGUGUGUGUGUGUGUGUUACGUGCGUGCAUGCAUGGUUCAGUUUCGCUUUGUGUCUCGCUACAAAUUCCCCAGUGUGUUUAUCUGCACUCUCCCGGCCUUGUAUGGUCUUGGCAAGCCCUCAGAAGGUCCUGGAAUUAGACUCGGAAAUGGAUGUUUCCAUUGCUCCCUGCCCCCGCUAAACAUAGCAUCUCUCUCAGGUCAGGUCUCGCUCUUUAGAUUCAUUGGAACUCUUUAACUUUAAGUGGGUGUUAAGUGUUUAGUUCUAAGUUAAACUUGGGUUUAAUAUCCUCGUGUACACCAACGACCUCAACCGAUAAAUCUGAAUUACUAUGGCCUAGUUCCAUUUGGCCUAGUUCCUCACCAUUGAACACCAUUGAUUUGAAAGGACUGGUUAGAUUAGGUGGAAGGCUAGUUAGAGCCACCACCAUAUUGCUGACUCGUCCUUUUUCCCAUCGUUUGAGAUCUAUGAACACCAAAAGGAUAGGUGGUAAGGGCAAGGGACUAAGUGCUGAAAUGUAAUUGGGCUCAUUCCUCACAAUGCUCCAAGGAUAAGUCUAUAACUGCUGGGUGCAACGGGAAACGUUUGAAAACUUCUUGAAAUAAAAACAACCUUGUGCAUUUCCUAUUGGACCAAGUCCAGGUUGUCCCUUUGUUUCCUUCCGUUUGGUACCUAAUGAACAAGACCCUGAUAUCAUAUUUGACCUUUGACCUUCCUGUGUCCUCUCCAUAGUAAGCACAGCCUGGGCAGCCACGAGUACAUACAGAACUGCAGGAAGUGGGAGGCAGAGAUCAAGCUCCAGCUGCUCUCCCAGAGCACCAUGAGAAGGGAUCUGGCGCGUACGGUAAGACCCAAACCAUCCAUCAACCAACCUACCAAUCAGUGAUGUAGCACUUUGAUGUGUGUUUGGUGCUCAACAGUAGCAUAAGACCAGCUAAAGGUCAGGCCUGGAGGAAAGUUAAUGAAAUAGACAAGACAGACGUCCAGAAAGACAAACUUCAGACAGGCAGACUUGCGGAGAGGCAGGCAGACUUGCGGAGAGGCAGGCAGACUUGCGGAGAGGCAGGCAGACUUGCGGAGAGGCAGGCAGACUAGCAGACAGACUGACUGAAUAGCAGUCUGACUGGCAGGCAGGCUUAAAGUCAGGCUGGCUAUCAUAAAUACCUAAUUAAAGCAAACAUUAAAGAAAUACUGGCCUUGGCGAUAUUGGUAAGACUGAAACACAUGCCAUUUGAAACCUAGCAGUGUCAGGCCUGUAAGUUCAAGGUUCUUCCCAUACUCUUCAAAAGCGUGUACACUUCAACAAUGAUGUAAUUCACAGUAAGAUGCAAUCAUACUAAGACCUCGCAUCAAAAGCUUGACAAACUGCACUCCAGAAAUGAGCAGACAUUGAAACCCUAGUGUGAUUUGAGGGAGGCCGCAGUGAGAUCUCAUGGUUUGUUGUGCACGCAGGCGGAAGACAACACCGCUCAAGUGGACUUGGAGAGGCACAUGGGCCAAGUGGAGAGGCCGUUCAAGGAGAACGUCACCAGGUAGGAACAUACCUUUCUUUCUGCUUCUUAUCACAUAAUCUUAUCCAUUGUCUGGAGCCAAAUAUGGCUGUCUGGAAUUCCCAAUAACGGCUGACUGAGAUUUCUGUGAUUGGUUCAUUCUCUCUCUCUCCCUAGACAAGGCCUGUCCGACUAUCUGGAAGGCUAUCACAAUCAAGUCAACAUCUGCCUGCAGAAUGAGGUAGCUUAUGAAGUUAAUUCACAUCUUUGACGCUGCACUGAAGGCCCUAAACGUUUCUGUGAUCUCAGACGUGUGGUGGUUGUGGUGUAAAAUUGCUAUCAGGCGUUGAAUAGGACUUGUGCAUUGUGUGGAUAGUUCACACAUGAUUGCGACAGGCCUAUAAAUUCCGGGAUGACAUAUGCUCUAGAAAUGGCACAUCUGUUUCAAGAAUGAAAAUGUAUGCACUCACUAACUGUAAGUGGCUCUGGAUAAGAGCGUCUGCUAAAUUACUAAAAUGUAAAUGUAAAAGAAUCACUUGAAUUGUUGAGUAACUGAACAGAGAUUGAACACACACACACACACACUAAACAAAGACUUUGUUCCACCUCAGAGCACCCAGUAUAAGACUGUGGAUCGGGUGGUGCAGACAGUGAAGAACCUCUGCUGUGCCCUGGACGAGGUGGAGACGCAGGCCAUCACAGAAGCAGUGAAAGGGGUUAAGCGCUCCGUCAACCUCCCCAGGACACGUUCGCCAGAGGUGGGUCCAAUGAUGUAUAACCAUCCAUAAGAAUAUAUAAAUGUAUGUCUGUUGGUUGGUCACGUCACUACUACCGAUGUCUAAUAGCUGUCAGACAUACACAUCUGUCUUUGAACUGCAGUGAUAGGGCGUAGGAUAGUUUAACAGGGGCUGGAAUUCAGUCAUAAUAUCUGUGUACUUUUUUAUUUCAGGUGGGCUCCAAAUCCUCAGGUGGCUCGGCAAAUGGUGAGUGCUACAACAACCAGUCACAAUUUUUCACACACAUUAAAAGUUUGACUCAGCAAUAUGACUUUGAUCAGUCCAUAUUCACACACAGUGGGGCAAUUCCUGCUUACAGAAAUCAACAACAAAAAGAGUUCAAAUCCUUUGAGCUAACAUAACCCUCUGACCCAUCCAGGUCACCUCAGCCCCGUGGAGGAGAGCAUGGGCUUCCUGACGGACGCAGUCUACGACCUGGCCAAGCUCUACUUGCGCUCCUUCUGCCCCGCCGCCUCCUCCUCCUCCUCUACCCCUUCCCCUGACCCCUCCUCCAACUCCCAGCAUGCCGAGGGGGAGUCUGCUGCGGAGGGGCGUGGCAGCAAGGAGGCCUCGGGCACCACGGACCAUCUGCAGUUCACCCUGUUCGCCAUGCACGGCAUCCCUGCCGCCUGGGUCAGCAGGUGCGUGUACCCCCAGUUCAAUAUAACAAACUAGUACCAUUUUACGUUUUCUUGAUUGCAGUAAGGAAGACACCUGAGACUAUAGUUUCCACCUUUAAGAAGGACUUGGCCCCAGAACUGAUACUCUUGUUGUCUUGCUCCGCCGUUGCUUCUCUCAGCAUCUUAGUUUCCGUCACAGUAUCCAAUUCCAGCAUGGCUUUAAUCUAUUUAUGGUGUCUUUCUGUCUGGAAUAGACUUGAGUCAACCUUUCCAUUCAGUGAGCACAAUCUUGCACAGCAAUGGGGACUUGGGGAGUGGCACAUUUUGUGACUGUCUCACUCCAGGGUUGUGUUCAAUAUGGUUCACAACAGAAAGCGUUUUAAAAUGUUUUGCAACAGAAAACAAAAUGAGCGUUUCUUGUUGGACAAGGCCAGGUAGUACCUCCCUGUUUCAGUCAAUUUUUUUUGCGUUUGGUGCCUAAUGAAAACAAUCCAGGCUUGAUGGAAGGGAAGUCCAAAAUGCCACUGUAAAACGCGGUCCAGGACCCAAUUAUUUUUAUGGUUGGCUGACGACUGCUUCAAAAAGAGAGGAACUGGUUAAAAACAGGCUGUUUCUUUCUGCCCGUCAUCCGUAAGGCCUCGUCCAAGAGCUAUUUUUAGGAGAUAUGGAAAACAUUUUUGAGCACCAUACCAAAGGAGUGCUGAAAAUAUUUAUCCCAUAACACGAGGCCAGAAGUGCUCCCCGAAAAUGUUUAGUCCCGAACAAAAAAGCUACUCUGUGUUCCAAAAUUAUGGCAUGGCUGGAAUCGUCCCUCAUCAUGGUUUGAGUGCUUUGCUCUGUUGUAUCUAGCAUCCUAUGACAAACACACACGCAACACACACAUGCAAACACACACACACCAUCUGUAGGCACAGUGAUUCAGCGAUGCAUCAUGUCACCAGCAACAGUGGAGGCGUGCAUACCAUGCUGUGUUGAAGCACAAGACGGAUGGCAUUGAGCAAUAAGAAAUAUUUUGGAAUCCCAAAUGAUUCACUGCCUGGUAUUCUCAUAGUUUGUGCUCAUAAAAUGCAAUGUUUUUCGUAAUGUGAAAAAAUUUGAACUGUAUUAAUAAGAGGAGCCAACUUAACAAAAUCUGCAUUUGAUAAAUGGUUUUGCGAGCUCUGUUAGUGAUAUCAAAGUGCUCUAUUCAAGAAUGCACUAGUGUGGCAUUAUUAGGUACAGAGGACGACUGUGUUUGUUAUGGACGAGUUGAAUCGUGGCUAUUCUCUCUGUAUACAAAGAUGGGAUAUUAACUUGUUCAUUCAUAAUUUGUUCAUUUCCUCCUCUCCUCCCUUCCCUUCCUCCCUUCCUUCGCAGCUAUGAGAAGUACUACCUGAUGUGUGCUCUGACUCACAACGGCAGGAACCUGUUCAAGCCCAUCCAGUCCAAGAAAGUGGGCACCUACAAGAGCUUCUUCUACCACAUCAAAUGGGACGAACUGUACGCAACUACUCUCUAUCCCUAGAAAUACAAUAUAAUAGCUAGUUCUAAUAGUGUUAUGUUGAAUAUGUGCCUCUACCGCUCUUGAUGGCCUCUUUAGGACCAAAACGUAAACUAGGGUGAAAUGUUCUUCGCUUCUGUUACGCAGGCUCCAACACAACGUACAUAGCAUGACAAUAAUACAAACUGAUAGCUAAGACAUGAUAACAUUAAAGGAAAGGUCUGUUGUUACCCAUAAUCAGUGUAUCGUUCAGCCAAUCACUGGAUACAGUUACGAGUAAUAGAUAGCAGAUUCCACUUAGCAGACUUUGAUCCAAAGCAUCUAACAAUACAGUGAGUGAUACUGUACAGGUUUCAUAUGUGUAUGUGAUCCUUGCGGGAAUUGCACCCUCAUACCAACUGAGCCACAGACAGUAUGAUGAGGAUGUAAGAAUAUACUCAUAGGCUAGUCGGAAUAAAGACUCACAAGCUAUGCACAUUCAUACUUAUUCACUAUUCUCACUCUAUUCCCACUCUAUUCUUACACUGUUCCCACUAUUCCCACUCCCACUCUAUUCCCACUCUGUUCCCUCUUUCCAGGAUCAACUUUCCAAUGGCGGUGGCCCUGCUUCCAUUGGAGUCAAUGUUGACUCUCUCCCUCUUUGGGGUCCUGAACCAGAAUGCCAGUGGCUCCCCAGACUCCAACAAACAGCGCAAGGGACCAGAAGUACUGGGCAAAGUCUCCCUGCCCCUAUUUGACUUCCGACGGUGAUACACAACACAUUUAGUAGUGUGGUUAACUGUGCAAUUGCUGUUUGUGUGUUUGCUGUGUUGUAUGGCAUUCCAAGAGUGUAUUUCAAGAGUUAAUUGUGUAAUAGCUGUCUAUUGAGAAUUCAGAAUGUUGGGGUGCUUUGUGUGCGUGUAGCUAUGUAUGUUAAUACUCAGAUGUGUGUUUUUCAGGGUGCUGGCUAGGGGAACCAAGCUGCUGUGUCUGUGGACCUCUCCUCAGGCUGCCUCUGCUGCAGCCGGGAGCCGGAGGAAGAACCUGGCCGAGAGGAUCAUACUGCAGGUGACUACACACACAACUCUAUAUACAGUAAUACUGUACCCAUAGAAAAUUACUAGAGCUGACUUUACCGUUCGAGUCAAUGUUCUGCAAUUUUCUUAUGUAUAGGUCCUGUUCAAAUGCAAAUCUUCCCUCCCUUUUUCAAAGCAGUCAGUGAUUCAACACAAUUGGACAGGUGAAGCAAGCACCUGUUCAAUCAUGUUAGGUCCGUUUUUACCUCAAGCAAAUUGAAGGAAUGGAAGUACUUCAAACAGGACCCAAAGUCUCUCACUCACUUCCCUAUCUCAAACACAUUUCCCCUUUUGUGGUGACCCAAUGUGUGUGUACCCAUGCGAGUUUGUAUGUGUGUGUCUGCCUAACCAUUCCAUGACCUCUGACCCCCCCCCCCCCCCCCCCCCCCCCCUCUCCAGGUCGACUUCCCCAGCCCAAUGGUGGACGUGCUGUACGUGGGGCCCCAGGAGAGCCCCUGCCCCGACCCCAACACCCUGGAGGAGCUGGACCCUGACCUGCGCCGCCGGGUGGAGAAACUUUGCAGCCGAGCCUCCACCUUCGGGUACUGUGUCUGUUGUCAUGCGCUGACACUAGCUGCCAUGACGGUUUAUGACAACUGCCAUGUCAUCAUUAGGAUCCUGUUAUGUAGGGCCUUAUGAAGAAAGGUUCCUAACAGUUUGUGUCAUAACUGUGUUAUGUCUGCUGUCAUAAGCUGAUACCAGCUGCCAUGAUGACAACUAUUGUCAUUAUUAUAAUGGUGUUAUGUGUAGGGCCUUAUGAACGAAGUUUCAAAACUUCAUCCCCAAAUGACUCUCCAGUCCUCCCAGACCAUAGAUAUAUGUCUGUUCUCAUUCCAUUAUCUGUUCCCCCAGACGUUUAACUGUGGGCAUAUAAAUUCCACUUAAAACCACCCCAGGCUGCCGGCCAGAUCCAUUACCCUUUUCCAGCCUCCACAGAGAGCAAUUUCUUCUAAAGCGCUAAUCCCUUUUACUUUCUCUGAGCUUUCUCUCAUUUACUACGAUUUUCUUCUUUUGCCUUCUGUUUUGUCAGGGUGUAUUUCAGAGUCCUAAAGAUUAUCUUAGAACAAGACUGUAGCUAACCUGAAAGGCUGUCCACGGGCAUAGUCUGUAGAUUAAGGUUUCCCAAACGCUGUCCUGGGGCCACCCCUGGGUGCACGUUUUGGUUUUUGCCCUAGCACUACACAGCUGAUUAAAAUAACCAACUCAUCAUCAAGCUUUGAUUAUUUGAAUCGGCUGUGUAGUGAUAGGCCAAAAACCAAAACGUGGCACCCAGAGGGGGCCCCAGGAUCUGUGCAGUAAUAUGUCAUCAGAGGGGAUGAGCAUUAUACGAGCUGUUCGUGGGAUUUGUGGCGAGAGAGUGCUGCACUGCUGUCUAUCGUAUAGCGUUCAUUCAUAGUGUUCAUUACUACACCGUAGCAAAACGUUUUGCAAUGGAAAACAAAUACAAGCGUUUCUUUCUGGUCAAGUAUAGAUAGUACCAACCCAUUUGACUUUGUUUCAGACCCUUUCUUUCGUUUCAUGCCUAACUGAACAUGACCCAGAUGUUGAUGACCAUAAGUUACAUAUAGAAUCUGAAUAAAAUGGUUAAUUAUAGGGAUCUCUGUUGUGAGAACCCUGUCAGCUGUAGUAGUGGUCUAUGUUCUGACUCACCAUAUCACCCCUCUCUCUCCUCCUCCCUCCCACUCCCAGGUUGACGAGGGCCGACCGUCAGCUGCUGUGGGACCAGCGGCACCACUGCCGGGCUCACACCAACAGCCUGCCCAAGGUGCUGGCCAGCUCCCCCAGCUGGGACUGGGGCAGCAUGGCUGAGAUCCACUCCCUCCUCCACCACUGGCCCUCUCUCCAGCCCGUCUGUGCCCUGGAACUGCUCGACUCUAAGUACGUGUGGUGUAUACACACACACACACACACACACACAGAGGCAGACACACACACACACACACACACACACACACACACACACACACACACACACACACACACAGAGGCAGACACACACACACACACACCCCCCUUGAGUUUGAAUGUGCAAUGCUAGAGUUUAAGCUGUGGUCAAUAGAAACCUGCCGUAGAUAAGUCGUAUGUGUAAAGUGGGAGGUGUGCGAGUUAAUAUUACGUGAGUAUGUAGGUUAAAGGUCGCACUCAAGUUUGACCUGUCUGUCUCUGUCUUUGUCCCUGUCCUGCAGGUUUGCUGACACAGAGGUGAGGAGUGUGGCUGUCAGCUGGAUCGAGUCCAGCAGUGAUGACGAGUUGGCCGACUACCUGCCUCAGCUAGUGCAGGUAAACAGUCUGUAGUGUACACACACACACACACACACACACAGGUAAACAGUUUGUUAGUGACCCUGAAUGCUUUUCUCACCCACUUAUCCUUUUCCAUGUCCUUGUCGCUCUCUCAGGCGCUGAAGUUUGAGUGUCACCUGAAGAAUGCCCUGGUGAUAUUCCUGCUGUCCAGAGCACAGGGCAACGUCAGCAUCACCCUUUACCUGUACUGGUGAGUCUUUACCAGGGCCUAAAAUGAACACCAACCAAUUCUAUUUAUUAUUAUUAUUAUAUUUUUUUUUUUUCAAGUUCUCAUUUACAACUGCGACCUGGCCAAGAUAAAGCAAAGUAGUGCGAUUAAAAACAACAACAGAGUUACAUAUGGGGUAAACAAAACAUGAAGUCAAAAAUACAACAGAAAAUAUCUAUACAGUGUGUGCGAAUGUAAUAAAUUAUGGAGGUAAGGCAAUAAAUAGGCCAUAGUGCAAAAUAGUUACAAUUUCAUAUUAACACUGGAAUGAUAGAUGUUCAAAAGAUGAUGUGCAAAUAGAGAUACUGGGGUGCAAAUUAGCAAAAUAAAUAACAAUAUGAGGUAGUUGGAUGGGCUAAUUACAGAUGGGCUGUGUACAGGUGCAGUUAUUGGUAAGCUGCUCUGACAACUGACGCCUAUAGUUAGUGAGGGAGAUAAGAGUCUCCAGCUUCAGAGAUUUUUUGCAGUUCGUUCCAGUCAUUGGCAGCAGAGAACUGGAAGGAAUGGCGGCCAAAGGAGGUGUUGGCUUUGGGGAUGACCAGUGAGAUAUACCUGCUGGAGCGCAGACUACGGGUGGGUGUUGCUAUGGUGACCAGUGAGCUAAGAUAAGACAGGGAUUUGCCUAGCAGUGAUCUAUAGAUGACCUGGAGCCAGUUUGGCAACAAAUAUGUAGUGAGGGCCAGCCAACAAGAGCGUACAGGUCAUAAUGGUGGGUAGUAUAUGGGGCUUUGGUGACAAAACGGAUGGCACUGUGAUAGACUACAUCCAAUUUGCUGAGUAGAGUGUUGGAGGCUAUUUUGUAAAUGACAUCGCCGAAGUCAAGGAUCGGUAGGAUAGUCAGUUUUACGAGGGCAUGUUUGGCAGCAUGAGUGAAGGAGGCUUUGUUGCGAAAUAGGAAGCCGAUUCUAGAUCUAACUUUUGAUUGGAGAUGCUCAAUGUGAGUCUGGAAGGAGAGUUUACAGUCUAACCAGACACCUAGGUAUUUGUAGUUGUCCACAUACUCUAGGUCAGACCCACCGAGAGUAGUGAUUCUAGUCGGGUGGGCGGGUGCAAGCAGCGUUCGGUUGAAGAGCAUGCAUUUAGUUUUACUAGUGUUUAAGAGCAGUUGGAGGCUACGGAAGGAGUGUUGUAUGGCGUUGAAGCUCGUUUGGAGGUUUGUUAACACAGUGUCCAAUGAAGGGCCAGAUGUAUACAAAAUGGUGUUGUCCGCAUAGAGGUGGAUCCGAGCAACAUCAUUGAUAUACACAGAGAAUAGAGUCGGCCCGAGAAUUGAACCCUGUGGCACCCCCACAGAGACUGCCAGAGGUCCAGACAACAGGCCCUCCGAUUUGACACAUUGAACUCUAUCUGAGAAGUAGUUUGUGAACCAGGCGAGGCAGUCAUUUGAGAAACCAAGGCUAUUUAGUCUGCCAAUAAGAAUGCGGUGGUUGACAGUCGAAAGCCUUGGUCAGGUCGAUGAAGACGGCUGCGCAGUACUGUCUUUUAUUGAUCGUGGUUAUAAUAUCGUUUAGGACCUUGAGCGUGGCUGAGGUGCACCCAUGACCAGCUCGGAAACCGGAUUGCAUAGCGGAGAAGGUACGGUGGGAUUCGAAAUGGUCGGUGAUCUGUUUGUUAACUUGGCUUUCAAAAACGUAUAGGUCUGUAACAGUUUGGAUCUAAAGUGUCACUCCCUUUGAAGAGGGGGAUGACCGCGGCAGCUUUCCAAUCUCUGGGGAUCUCAGACGUUACUAAAGAGAGGUUGAACAGGCUAGUAAUAGGGGUUGCGACAAUUUCGGCGGCUAAUUUUAGAAAGAAAGGGUCCAGAUUGUCUAGCCCAGCUGAUUUGUAGGGGUCCAGAUUUGUCAGCUCUUUCAGAACAUCAGCUGUCUGAAUUUGUGUAAAGGAGAAGCAUGGGCAAGUUGCAGCGGAGGGUGCAGAGCCGGGGUAGUGGUAGCCAGGUGGAAAGCAUGGCCAGCCGUAGCAAAAUGCUUGUUGAAAUUCUCGAUUAUUGUAGAUUUAUCGGUGGUGACAGUGUUUCCUAGCCUCAGUGUAGUGGGCAGUUGGGAGGAGGUGCUCUUAUGGACUUUACAGUGUCCCAAAACUUUUUGGAGUUAGUGCUACAGGAUGCAAAUUUAUGUUUGAAAAAGCUAGCCUUUGCUUUCCUAAAUGAUUGUGUAUAUUGGUUCCUGACUUCCCUGAAAAGUUGCAUAUCGCGGGGGCUGUUCGAUGCUAAUGCAGUACGCCACAGGAUGUUUUUUGUGCUGGUCAAGGGCAGUCAAGUCUGAGGAGAACCAGGGGCUAUAUCUGUUCUUAGUUCAGAAUUUUUUGAAUGGGGCAUGCUUAUUUAAGAUUGCGUGUAGAAUUUGGCAUUGGCGGGUAAGAAUGUAUAAUUCACCAGCCACGUUGGCAGGUGGCCACACUCCGGGAUAUACAGUGCAAGCAUUUCACAAAAAUAGUUAAUUCAAGUAAGUGAAAGUUGUGAUUUAUAGCUAAAUAAUUGCUGCAGUAGCUGUUUUCAAAGUAUUUCUGCCGUUUUGUUUCAUAUCUGGUAAUGCAUAAAGAAAUCUGAAUCCUAACGUUAUAGCUAUCCCACCGUGCGAAGCAACACUGCCUGUCUGAGUGGCUGUGAGCACUGUGAGUGAAGUGCUGAAAGAUUGUUUUUAGAAGCAAUGCACACAGGCAUAAUAGUUGGUCAAAUUUACUCAAGUGAGACUUUGUCCUCGUGUUUCUUGGCUAUUUACAUUGUUUUGUUCACAAGCUAGGUUGCUUUUCAAUGUUUGAGUUUGCUUCCACUGCUAGCAAAAAGUAACUGUAGGCCUCUACUAGUGAGAUUCUUUCAGACACAUUGACAACUGGAGUGGCACUGUUACCAAGGUAACCUUAAAGGGGCAGCUCAACAUUCUUGUCUGUGAUACUUUGGUUAAAAGACUCAGAGUAUUAAAUUAAAUCGGGCAAUAUACCUCAUAACUUCUUACUAGUAAUACAUUUGUUGUUUUAGAAGCAUUAAGCAUGCUUAUCCAUUUAUAUUUGUUUCUUUGUGUAAAUAUGGCUUAACAAAUAUUUUGGCUGGUAAAACAAUCAGAGUGACUGGUAGAUUUUUUUAUCUCCCUGCCGCAGUGGCUGAUAUACAAAAAAGUUUGUUUUAGGCCAUGGUCUCCACCCACUGAGGAAACUAGUAGUAUAGCAUAUAGUAUAAAGCAGGGAUCAUCAACUAGAUUCAGCCACGGGCCGAUUCUUUUCUUGAGCGGAUGGUCAGUGGGCCGGAACAUUAUUACAAAUAAUUUGUAGACUGCAAAUUGACCGCAAGAGGCCCAAACAUAUAUAACAUUUGACUAAAACAUAAUCAUUUCAAACCUUGCUUACAUUUGUAUACAAUUACAUAUAGUGCAUUCGGAAAGUAUUCAGACCCCUUGACUUUUUCCACAUUUUGUUACGUUACAGCCUUAUUCUAAAAUUGAUUAAAUAAUAGUUUCUUAUCUACACACAAUGAUGACAAAGUGAAAACAGGUUUUUAAACGUUUAAACAGACUUGAACCCGUUCGAACAUCUCUGGAGAGACCUGAAAAUAGCUGUGCAGCAACGCUCCCCAUCCAAUCUGACAGAGCUUGAGAGGAUCUGCAGAGAGGAAUGUGAGAAACUCCCCAAAUACAGGUGUGCCAAGCUUGUAGCGUCAUACCCAAGAAGACUCAAGGCUGUAAUCGCUGCCAAAGGUGCUUCAACAAAGUACUGAGUAAAGGGUCUGAAUACUUAUGUAAAUGUGAUAUUUCUGUUUUUUAUUUUUAAUACAUUUGCAAACAUUUCUACAAACCUGUUUUUGCUUUGUCAUUAUGGGGUAUUGUGUGUAGAUUGAUGAGGGGGGGAAAAUAAAAUAAAAUUAAGAAUAAGGCUGUAACGUAACAAAAUGUGGAAAAAGUCAAGGGGUCUGAAUACUUUCCGAAUGCACUGUACAUGUCAGUACAUACACACAACAAGUAGGUCACAUGGGAGAGAGGCAUUGUGCCAUGAGGUGUUGCUUUAUUUGUUUUUUGAAACCAGGUUUGCUGUUCACUUGCGCUAUAUAAGAUGAAAGGGAGUUCCAUGCACUCAUGGCUCUGUAUAAUACUGUACUAUACUCCUCUCUCUCUCCCCACCAGGCUACUGAGGGAUGCGGUGCAGGACCCAGCGUUUGGCCGGAGGUACGACCAGGUGCUGGGGGCCCUGCUUUGUCUGUGUGGGGCCGGCCUUAGGGCCGAGCUGGACAAACAGACCCGCCUUGUCACUCUGCUGGGGGCGCUGGCCGAGAAGGUCCGGCAGGCCGGGGGCUCCACACGACAGGUGAGAGGGCCAGGAGGCGUGCGCACACACACCAACCGACAGAAACACACACACACACUACUAGAACACUAUCUACUAUACCUCAGGGAGCCUCUAUAAGGGCUUGAUAACACUUUAUUUUACGGUCUGCUGUUAAUCGUGUAUUUAGUUAUGGUCUGGAUGCUUUGUUUAACUACUUUUGUUAAAUAUGGUACCAGUUAUUUACCAAUUGUGUUUAAGUGCCCAUGUUUUACGUCAUAAUUUCAACCGUAAUGGCUUGACAUUAACUCAACUAUUUGUGUGUGUCCAGAUGGUGCUCCAGGAGGGUCUGGAGAGGGUGCAGUCGUUCUUCCAGAGGAACAGCUGCAGACUGCCCCUCAGCCCCAGCCUGGAGGCCAAACAACUCAACAUCAAGGUAAGAGUAUUGUCCACCAAUGGAAACAGUAACCCAAAGCAUGACCAGCCUGGUCCCAGGUCUGUUUCUGCCGUCUUGCCAACUCCUAUGGUCAUUGUCAUACAAGACGGCACAAACAGACCUGGGACCAGCAAAAAGUUUGACCAUACACUCAGAAAAUGCCCAUUUGACCAUGGAUCACUUGUUUGGUCCAUCACUUACUGGAGGCUGACAUGUCAACUGAUCAGCAUAAUUUCACUAUGACCCAUACUGUAGUUGUCCUAGUGACUUAUCAAGCCGUCAUAACCUCCACCAUCCAAAUGCUGACUGGCACUUAAUCUACAGGUCACUUCAGUUACUUCCAAGUUACCCCCACAACCUCUUGUAAGAUGCCAUUGACUAGAAUACAAUAUCUGGGCCUGUACAUCUACAGUAAGUGUGUAGGAAUGUAGGAAUGCUCUUCCCUGGACUUGCCUGCUCCCCUUUGCCUUUCUGACUGAGCGUUGUGCUCGGUCCGCACACCCCCGCACGUUUCUCAGAGCUGGGCAAGUGUGUGUGGGGGUGUGACUGCGUGUGUGCGUUUGGGUCCCGUAUGUUUUUGUUUAUGAGAUGAUCUGUAUGUGUUGUUAGAGUGUGUGUUGGGCUCUCACCGGUGUAUCUGACCCCAAUCUCGUACCAGACAAGCCAAGGCGAUGCCCCCUCAACUGAAUAAAAUCCCCCCUUUGUCUCCCAAAAGCAGGCCAGUGCUCCCAUGGCCAAGGCAGGCUUGUAUAACUAACCACAGGCUCUCUCUCUCUUUCUCUCUCUCUCUCUUUCUCUCUCUUUCACUCUCCUCUCUCUCUCUCUCUUUCACUCUCCUCUCUCUCCUUCACUCUCCUCUCUCUCGCUCUCUCUCUCUCUCCUUCACUCUCCUCGCUCUCGCACUUCUCCUCUCUCUCUCCUUUUCGCUCAUUUUCUCUCUCUCUCUCUCCUUCACAUUCUCUCACUCCUUCACUCUCUCUCUCCUUCACUCUCCUCUCUCUCUCUCCUUCACUCGCCUCUCUCUCUUUCAUCUCCUCCUCCUCUCUCUUUUUGCCCUCUCUCUCUCUCCUCACUCUUCCUCUCUCUCUUUGCCCUCUCUCUCUCUCCUUCACUCUCCUCUACUUCGUCUCUCUCUCUUUUGUCCCUUCAUCCUCUCUCUCUCCUUUGCUCUCCCUCUCUCUCUCUCUUUUGCUCCUCUCUCUCUUCUCACUCUCCUCUCUCUCUCCUUCACUCUCUACUCUCUCUUCACUCUCUCUUCCUUCACUCUCUCUCUUCUCUCUUUUCUCUCCUCUCUCUCUCUUCUCUUCCUCUCUCUCUCUUUGCUCCUCUCUCUCCUCUCUCUCUCUCUCUCUCUCUCUCCUUCACAUCUCUCUCUCUCUCUCCUUCGCUCUCCCUCUUCCUCAUCUCUCUUUUGCUCUCUUGCUCCUACUUCGCUUCACCAUCUCUCUCACACUUUUGCUCUCUCUCUCUCUCUCGCUUUCGCUCUCUCCUUCACACUCUCUCUCUCUCUCUUUGCCUCUCUCUCUACUCUGGGUACAGUCAUGCUCCUUCUUCAACUCCAAUGCGGUGCCCCUGAAGCUGGCCCUGGUGAACGCCGACCCUCUGGGAGAGGAGAUCAAUGUCAUGUUCAAGGUGGGAGGCUGGGUUGGGAGUGCAGUUUUGCCUUUUAAAUCAUAAUAAAUAAGAGGGGGGACCUGAUUCUUGAUCAGCACUCCUAGACAGAUUAGACUACUAGAUUAUAUUUCUAUGACGCCAGACUCAAUGAAAUAUGCACUUCCAAGUUCCAUGAACAAGCAAUUUAUCAGAAAUUUAAUACUUAGUAGUCCUUGACAUGUCACUGGAAAUAUCUCGAGACAUUCUCUGCAUGAAUUACUGCACAGUUAGCCAUUGCUUUGGGAGAAUUUGAACCAUGGAGGAAUGCAGGAAUACAUUCUAAAGAGUUCCCUUGGUUUUGAUUUGCUGCUGUAACAGUGUCAAUUUUUUCCACAUAGAAAAGAGAUAAGUUUCUACGCUCGUUUGCAUCUUGUCUUUGAUUUCAGAGUUAAAACAGCGCCACCUGGUGGCAUGAGAAGAACACAACAUCAGGCCCUGUCAAUAGAAUGUGUAGGGGAGUCUUUGCUUGACCAGAAAUUCACACACACAUGGAAAUGAAACGCUGAAUGAGAAUAUAAGACUACGUCUCUGUGGAUGGUAACUUGGGGGCGGCAGGUAGCCUAACGGUUAGAGCGUUGGACUAGUAACUGAAAAGUCCCUAGUUCGAAUCCCCGAGCCGACAAGGUGAAAAUCUGUUGACGUGCCCUUGAGCAAGUCACUUAACCCUAAUUGCUCCAGGGUCACGUUGAUAAUGGCAGACCCUGGCUGCAACAAACACAUUUCCAAUUCACACCUGCGUAUUAAUACGUAUUAAUACACGCUUGUACAUGUGGGGAAAUAGAACAAAUAUAAGCACCCACCUAAUUAUAGAUAUUAUAACUAACGUGAUUCCUGGUCUGUGUGUGUCUGCCUGCGUGUGUGUGUGCGUACAUGUGUGUGUGCUUCUGCGUGCGUGUGUGUGUGUGUGUUAGGUGGGAGAGGACCUGAGGCAGGACAUGCUGGCUCUGCAGAUGAUCCGGAUCAUGGACCGCAUCUGGCUUCAGGAGGGACUGGACCUGCGCAUAGUCAACUUCAAAUGCAUCUCCACUGGCAAAGACAAAGGUACUAAUACACAUUAGAAUUCACAUUCCACUAAAUAUCACCAGUUAAAUCAUUCUGAUUUGAAUGAGAAUAAUUAUUUACCCCAUGACAAAACAACCUCUCUUGCUCUGAUUUCUAACAUUCUGGCCAUUUAAAAAGCUAGCUUCAAAGUGGAUGCACCUGCACCGUCAGGGGCAUAUUUAAAUAUUGUUAGAUUGCUUAUGGACUUGGUGCUUGGCGUCACCCUGCGUCACAUUACAUCCGGUUUACUAAUUGUAAUUCAAUACGUACUCAUGCCGUGUCUGUAGUUGUGACAUAGUGUGUGUGUUGUGGUGCUGUGUGUGUGUUGCCAGGUAUGGUGGAGCUGGUGCCGUCCUCAGACACCCUGAGGAAGAUCCAGGUGGAGUACGGCGUGACGGGCUCCUUCAAGGACAAGCCCCUGGCAGAGUGGCUCCGCAAGUACAACCCUGCUGAGGACGAGUACGAGAAGGUAACUGUCUGACCCCUAAACUUGACCCUCUAACCUUUGAACCCAGACUCCGACUGAGGAUGAGGUUGAGAAGAUGAACAAGUGACGAUAAUGAUAUCUUCUGUUUAUUUCUUGUCUGCCUGCAAUGUGCAUAUGUAACACAGAGAUUUUUCCUUUAUCAAUGCACUAUUUUGCUGAAAAGUCCCAAUUUCAGUAUGCAGAUCUCUAGUGAGGUUUCAGCCUAUUAGAGGGAGAACCAGAUACUGUAGGACUUUUUACACUGAGCUGAAUCGAGCCAAGUCAAACUGAGCUGGCCUGGUUACACAUCCACCAUAGUUGCUGGAACCUUGCUGAAGAGGACAAUGUUAAAAGAAAAUAUCCAAGCCAGCGCGGUUUGGGACGGCACGAUAGUGUGAAAAUGGUAUAUGUGUCUCACUCCUCCUCUCUGCCCCUCUAGGCGUCGGAGAACUUCAUCUACUCGUGUGCGGGCUGCUGCGUGGCCACCUACGUGCUGGGUAUCUGCGACCGCCACAACGACAACAUCAUGCUGCGCUCCACCGGUCACAUGUUCCACAUCGACUUCGGCAAGUUCCUGGGCCACGCCCAGAUGUUCGGCAGCUUUAGAAGGUAAGCGUGUGGUCUAGCGGUCUAAGCCGCUGCCUCCAGUGCUAGCAUGGGUUCAAAUCUGACCCACAGCACACUUUCUCCCCUACCUUUACUGUUUCUCGCUAACCUAUUCCCUCCCCUUAGUAAAAAUCAAGAGUGUGUCUAGUACAAGUACUAGGGGUAAUGGUUUAUUGACCUGUAACGAGAACUUGUAAAGAUACCAUUUGUGCUCUGUGCUUGCACUCAAGAUGAGGCCUGAGUGUCUGCUGGUUUUUGUUCUGUCUUUCAAAUCAGUGUUCUGUGAAACCAGGUGUAUGCACUUGUGUGUAAUGACGUACCAGCCAAAAGAGAAAGUAGGUUGCAUGUUGUGUUCAGGUUGUGUGAUCCAUGCGCCACACAACGGGUCAUGUAGCCUAGUUACACCAGACCGAAGGCUACGCUCCCUAUUUAACCAGGCUACAUGACACCUGCCUUGUUGUUUUCUAUUCUCCAUCUCCCGUGUUUUAGUAAGCUUUUCUCUUUCUCUCUCCCGCACCUCCCUCCCCUUCUCCCAGGGACCGUGCUCCAUUCGUGCUGACCUCUGACAUGGCCUACGUGAUCAACGGGGGAGAGAGGCCCACUAGUCGAUUCCAGCUGUUUGUGGACCUGUGCUCCCAGGCCUACAACCUCAUCCGCAAGCAUUCAGGCCUCUUCCUCAACCUGCUCUCACUGGUAAGAUAAGGCUCUGCUGUCAAGUCCUAGCCUGGUUCCAGAUCAGUUUGUGACCAUAGGAGUUGGCAAGACAGCACAAACAGUUCACAUGGAACAACUGCAUUGGCCUUUUAUAGGAAUUCACCUGACAUUUCUUAAGCUUGGCAUCACAAAUAAUUCACAAAAAUGGAGACAAAAGUGCAGAGGAACACUGUCACAAGGAGUGUUUUUAAAAGUUUUUUUCAAAAGUGUGAUGUCAACCUGAUAAGUUACUUUGGUGUUGCCUUGGUAAUGCCCUUUGUUAGGCCCUGGUGAUGGCCCUCUUCUUGGUCUAAGGAAUUUCUUUAGUGUACCGUAGUGAUUCAAAUGCUCUAUUCUAGCCUCAUAAAUCAAACCUCCCUUGCUACAGUAUGACCUUCCUCAAGUCAUUGGUUUCUAAUAGUCUUUUGUUAGUAAAUCAUUUCGUUGUACAUUGUAAUGGAUUGUAAUUGCGUCUUAGACUGUAUGCCUUUCUCUGUAUUUGUGUGCGAUUUGACAGAUGACUCUGUCAGGCCUACCAGAGCUUACGGGAGCUCAGGACCUUAAGUACGUGUAUGACGCGCUACAGCCCCAGACCACCGACGCAGAAGCCACCAUCUUCUUCACCAGGUACUGUCUGUAAAGUCUUUGUUUUUCACAAAGUCUUUGAUGAAUAGCUUUAAACAUGGUGCACCUCUCCACUUUGAGCCUCUGCCACAGUCGUUAUUCAGCCUCACAAUGCAAAAUGCACAAGAAUAUAUCCUCAAGUCUAUGUUUAGUAGCUUGAAUGGCUUUCGCUUGAACGACUGAUGUGAAAAGGCAACCAGUAGCCGCAAAUAAAGUAUAACUUUGAUUUAUUGUUCAAUUUCAGCAGUGACAAUUAAUGCAGCACUAUACUUGAUUUGCAACUGCUGACUGCCCCACAAUGCCCAGCUGGUGGCAAAACAAUGUCAUCACAUUUAUGUCAUUUAGCAGACGCUCUUAUCCAGAGCGACUUACAGUUAGUGCAUACAUUAUUCUUUUAUUUUUAUUUUCAUACUGGCCCCCCGUGGGAAUCAAACCCACAACCCUGGCGUUGCAAACGCCAUGCUCUACCAACUGAGCUACCUCCCUGCCGGUCAUUCCCUCCCCUACCCUGGACGACGCUGGGCCAAUUGUGCGCCGCCCCAUUGGUCUCCCGGUUGCGGCCGGCUACAGCAGAGCCUGGAUUCGAACCAGGAUCUCUAGUGGCACAGCUAGCACUGCGAUGCAGUGCCUUAGACCACUGCGCCACUCGGGAGAUGAACACAAUAGAACUCCCAGUUACAAUCCUAAAACAUUCAUGUGAAAUGCUACUAUUUAUCCAUUUCAUCUUCCAUUUACCUCCAGUCUGUCUUCAGUCAUUUUCACAGAGGGUUCGCAGGAAACACGGCUAAUAGUGUAUCAUUCAAAAACAUACUCCCUUUGUCUGAAGUUGAACCUCCCCUCCCUCCAUCCAGGUUGAUUGAGACCAGCCUGGGCAGCGUGGCCACCAAGUUCAACUUCUUCAUCCACAACCUGGCCCAGAUGCGCUUCUCAGGCCUGCCGUCCAACGAUGAGCCCAUCCUCUCCUUCUCCCCCAAGACCUACACACUGAAGCAGGAGGGACGCAUCCGCGACGCCUCCAUCUUCUCCUUCCAGAAGAGAUACAACCCCGAUAAGCACUACGUGAGUCUCUAACCAUAGAUGUACAUAUAUUGACGUGUUUGUAUGAAUUGGUCUCACUGCUGCUGCACUGACUGGGCAAAGCUGCCCUAUAGGGAUGUUAGAAGAACACAUAUCUGGCAUAUAAAGAGUUUGCAUAAAUCUACAUAUAGAGAAGUCAUAACAUGAAUGGAAUUCUAAACAAGAUAAGCUAAAACCCUAUUUUUUCCUCCCCCUCUUCCUCCUCCUCCUGUAGACGUAUGUGGUGAGACUCCUGCGAGAGGGGCAGAGCGAGGCCCAGUUUCUCUUACGCACCUUCGACGAGUUCCAGGAGCUCCACAACAAGCUGUGCAUCCUCUUCCCUCUGUGGAAGCUGCCAGGGUACGCACACACGUGCACACGCACAUUUGGGGAGAACCCACAUUUUUAGGUAUUGCUCAUAGUACCUGAAGCUGUCUGGAAGGGGCAUAGCAGCACCCUGUUCCCAAAAACACUUUGUAAAGUUUGAAAGUCUGCCAUAUUUUACCUUAGAAAGCCAAAGGUAACCUCAGAUUUUACAACAAUAGUAAUAAUAUUGAUAACUAUUUGCAUUUUUUUGUGCUUUAACUCAAAGUGCCUUAUAUUGUAUGUGAGUAAUGCUUCCCUUCCACCCCCAAAGUGUAGCCCCCACUUCUACCACAGAUGCACCCCUUCUUGUUAGUGCACUAAACUUUCCCCGUCCCCUCCCUAGGUUCCCUAAUAGGAUGGUGCUGGGCCGUACACACAUAAAGGACGUGGCGGCCAAGAGGAAGAUUGAGCUCAACAGCUAUGUCCACAACCUGUUGAGGAGUUCCACUGAGGUCACCCAGGUGAUUGACACACACACAGUUAUAAAAGCCCAACACACUCCAUUUUCACGAAUUAUUUUGGUCACAUUUUAGGGUAGUCCAGAUAGUCCAUCUGUAUGUGCUCUACAGAUUGUCAUACUAUCAACAAAUUAUCUGUUGAUAAGCAAUUGCUUGCUAACGUUAGAGUUAGGAUGAGGGUUAAGGUGGGUUAGAGUUAGUAGAUAGUUAGUUGAAAGGUUACUGAUAGUCUGCAGAGCAUCUACAGAUGGACUAUCCAAAUAAAGUGUUACCAAUAUUUUCUCUCUUUCUCUAUUAGUGUGAUCUUAUCUAUACAUUCUUCCAUCCGAUCGCGAGAGACGACAAGACGGAAGGAUUCGAGGCGAUAGCCAAAGCACCAGGUAAAUCUCAGUCCUACUGUGUAUACAGUGAGGGAAAAAAGUAUUUGAUCCCCUGCUGAUUUUGUAUGUUUGCCCACUGACAAAGAAAUGAUCAGUCUAAUUUUAAUGGUAGGUUUAUUUGAACAGUGAGAGACAGAAUAACAACAACAAAAUCCAGAAAAACGCAUGUCAAAAAUGUUAUAAAUUGAUUUGCAUUUUAAUGAGGGAAAUAAGUAUUUGACCCCCUCUCAAUCAGAAAGAUUUCUGGCUCCCAGGUGUCUUUUAUACAGGUAACGAGCUGAGAUUAGGAGCACACUCUUAAAGGGAGUGCUCCUAAUCUCAGCUUGUUACCUGUAUAAAAGACACCUGUUCACAGAAGCAAUCAAUCAAUCAGAUUCCAAACGUUCCACCAUGGCCAAGACCAAAAAGCUCUCCAAGGAUGUCAGGGACAAGAUUGUAGACCUACACAAGGCUGGAAUGGGCUACAAGACCAUCGCCAAGCAGCUUGGUGAGAAGGUGACAACAGUUGGUGCGAUUAUUCGCAAAUGGAAGAAACACAAAAUAACUGUCAAUCUCCCUCGGCCUGGGGCUCCAUGCAAGAUCUCACCUCGUGGAGUUGCAAUGAUCAUGAGAAUGGUGAGGAAUCAGCCCGGAACUACACGGGAGGAUCUUGUCAAUGAUCUCAAGGCAGCUGGGACCAUAGUCCCCAAGAAAACAAUUGGUAACACACUACGCCGUGAAGGACUGAAAUCCUGCAGCGCCCGCAAGGUCCCCCUGCUCAAGAAAGCACAUAUACAUGCCCGUCAGAAGUUUGCCAAUGAAAAUCUGAAUGAUUCAGAGGAGAACUGGGUGAAAGUGUUGUGGUCAGAUGAGACCAAAAUCGAGCUCUUUGGCAUCAACUCAACUCGUCGUGUUUGGAGGAGGAGGAAUGCUGCCUAUGACCCCAAGAACACCAUCCCCACCGUCAAACAUGGAGGUGGAAACGUUAUGCUUUGGGGGUGUUUUUCUGCUAAGGGGACAGGACAACUUCACCGCAUCAAAGGGACGAUGGACGGGGCCAUGUACCGUCAAAUCCUGGGUGAGAACCUCCUUCCCUCAGCCAGGGCAUUGAAAAUGGGUUGUGGAUGGGUAUUCCAGCAUGACAAUGACCCAAAACACACGGCCAAGGCAACAAAGGAGUUGCUCAAGAAGAAGCACAUUAAGGUCCUGGAGUGGCCUAGCCAGUCUCCAGACCUUAAUCCCAUAGAAAAUCUGUGGAGGGAGCUGAAGGUUCGAGUUGCCAAACGUCAGCCUCGAAACCUUAAUGACUUGGAGAAGAUCUGCAAAGAGGAGUUGGACAAAAUCCCUCCUGAGAUGUGUGCAAACCUGGUGGCCAACUACAAGAAACGUCUGACCUCUGUGAUUGCCAACAAGGGUUUUGCCACCAAGUACUAAGUCAAGUUUUGCAGAGUGGUCAAAUACUUAUUUCUAACAUUUUUGACAUGUGUUUUUCUUGAUUUUUUUGUUGUUAUUCUGUCUCUCACUGUUCAAAUGAACCUACCAUUAAAAUUAUAGACUGAUCAUGUCUUUGUCAGUGGGCAAACGUACAAAAUCAGCAGGGGAUCAAAUACUUUUUUCCCUCACUGUAUGUCAAAUCAAUUCAAAUGUUAUUUGUCACAUGCGCCAAAUACAACAGGUGUAGAUCUUACCGUGAAAUGCUUACUUACAAGCCCUUAACCAACAAUGCAGUUUUAAGAAAAAUUAGAGUUAAGAAAAUAUUUACUAAGGUAAAAAAAAAAGUUACCCAAUAAAAUAACAAUAACAAGGCCAUAUACAGGGGGUACCGGUACCGAGUCAAUGUGCGGGGGUACAGGUAGGUCGAGGUAAUUGAGGUAAUAAGUACAUGUAGGUAGCGGUAAAGUGACUAUGCAUAGAUAAAGUGAGUAGCAGCAGUAUUUUAAAAAAGGGAGGGUGGGGGGGUGGGGUCAAUACAAAAAUAGUCUGGGUAGCCAUUUCAUAUGUAUAGCCAUUGUCGUAGCUACAGUUUUGAAAGAGUGAUUUGUUCUGCAGAGGCGCCACCGUUGAGUCCCACCUCAGGCAGAGUAGAGGGGGAGGUGAAGCUGUCCGUGUCCUACAGGAACAGCACACUCUUCAUCAUGGUCAUGCACAUCCGAGACCUGGUGAGUAGGGUGGCUAACAGGGCCCAAUCCUAACUAGCGCACAACUCAAACUUUUGGCAGUAUAAUGAAUUGAUACCUUUAUCCUUAGCCCCACAUAUCUCAAGGGCCAUUUAUUUGCCUCUGAUGGGAUAAAUAAAGUUGUAUGGAAUUGAAUUAUGUAUGUGAAUCCUCAGUUUGGCCUUAGCUAAUGCUCCACUAAGCAUAUCCAUGUCCACCUGCCUGCUCAUAGGUAUCUGAGGAGGGGACAGACCCUAACCCUUAUGUGAAAACCUACCUGCUCCCAGACCCCCACAAAACCUCGAAGUGCAAAACAAAGAUAUCCAGGAAGACCAGGAACCCAACUUUCAAUGAAAUGGUGAGUGAAAUCAGUGUGGCAUGUGGGUCAUUUUCAUUAGGCCACCGUAGCAAAUUGUCAUAGCUAACGGCUUUGUGUCCUGACCGACUGUCACUUUGUAACUGUUCUCCUCAUCUGUCUUUGUGACUAAUGCAAGUUGCUGCUAACGCGUGUUAACUGCUGGCAACUCGUGUUAACUGCUCUGACUACCUCCUCCUCAGCUGGUGUACAGUGACUACAGCAAGGAGACCCUUGGGCUGCGGGAGCUGCAACUGAGCGUGCUUAGUGCCGAGUCGCUGAGAGAGAACUGCUAUCUGGGCGGCGUCACGCUCAAACUCAAAGACUUCGACCUCAGCAAGGAGACGGUCAAUUGGUACAAGCUGACCGCCGUGCCCUACUUCUAG